UUUUUUUUUUUCUUUUUAGUGUGGAGUGCACAUGAGCGGCCGUUGCCUAUUGAAAUGCGGGGUCGAAAUGUUGGUUCGAUUUUGUUUGGGUCGUUUGCCAUGCUGCGAGGAGAAGAAACUAGUCAGGAUUUCCCUUGGCAACAAGACGAAGGAGGCAGCAGCAGCAGCAGCAGCAAAGUUGAUGGGUGUACGUUCGUGGGUGACGUUGCUGGGCAAGAAAUCGUGCUUCAAUCAUUGGCUGCCGCUACAACACCAUUUCCUGGUGUUUCUCUUCCCUCUGCACAGGUCUAGCAUUGACGUGCAUGUGCGUCCCGUGUCGCGCCACCGCAACACAGACGUGUAGAGAGAAUCAGCAAGUGUAGUAAACAUCCGUGUACCGUUCGAAGACGAGCCGAUUCUAUUUCGAAGGUGAUGUGCCAGUUUUGUCACAGGAGACGUCAGAGACGGGUCGAAUCGCUUCACCCAGCCAAUUAGCCAUUGCCCAGACGAAUUCAAUCGGCCGUGAUGAUCAAGUAUGAUUUCUUUGAACCACUUCAGCUCGUUUAACUCGCGUGGACGUGUUUUUGUGUCUGCGUAGUGAGUGCAUCAGCGUCCACCAAUUGGCCGACGACGACAAUGAAUUGAAAUCUGAAGUUGAAACAAAUUCUGUUCUCGGCUGAACGAGGAUCACGUGGCCAUCGCCUUUAUCCGCCGGACUCUCUAGUCCAUAGGGCGCGAAUCCGGUUCAUCCGCACACUACGUCCAGCAGAAUCACAAGACACAAAAAAAGAGGGGGACACUGGAAAAAGAAAUGGCUGACCAACGACGAAAAUUCUUGUUGCAAUCGCUGGUGUUGCACGUCUUGCUGAUGGCCGUUUGCUGGCCACAACAAGUGGCCGGUGGAUCAGCUCACGCGGCCCACAUGAAGAACGGCGACGGAGGCAAAUGGGCGGCACACGCUCACCGGCAUCACCAUCGCGUCGACGACCCGAUGGCAUCCAACAACAACAACAACAACAACAACAACAACAACAAUCAAGAUUACGUGCAAGACAUGGCGUCGGCCAGUGACGAUAAUCUCAUCGACUACGAAACGGACGACAACGCGGAGACGGGCAGCAACGACGUCAACGUGUCCGACGCUUCGCCUUUGAUGGGCGUGUUGCCCGAGCCGGGCACUUACAUGGCGUCCAACUGCACGUCGUGCAUCCAGCGCGAAGAAUUGCGUCGUCGCAAUUUGGAAGUGAUCAAGGACCAGAUUCUCAGCAAGUUGGGGAUGCAACGAGCGCCGAAUAUGACGGGCCGUUUGCCUCCGCGCAUUCCGCCGCUCGAUCAUUUGCUCGACCUUUACGGCAUGCAAGGCGAUGCUCCGCCCGGACGGCAUCCAGCCGGCGUCCAUCAUCACGCUCAUCAUCAGCACCAGCAAAGCGACCAGGCCUUUCAAACGGGACCCGUUUACGACGAAGAAGAUGACGAUUUUCACGCCCGAACCGAAAAGGUCAUCGCCUUCUCGCAACUCUUGCCGCAGGUGAGACAGGCGCUGAAACGGACCGAAUCGACCACCACCAAAGGCAUGGAAUCGAUUUAUUUCAAAUUCUCCGACAAAGUGACUCGAAGCAGCAAAGUCGAUAAAGCCCAUCUUUGGCUCUACAUUCAAAAUCAGCAGCCACCGUCGUCCGGCAAUCACGGCCAUCAGCGCCACCACCACCACCACCACCACCAACAGGCGCAAGUCAUCAGCAAAUCGGCCAGCGCCAACGCCAGCACAGUUUGGAUUCACAUUUACAAAGUGGUGCGAGUGCCCGAAGGCGAGUCGCCCGUCUUGAAUCCGGUGCGGAUGACCCGCGUCGCCUUGCCCCCGCUCUUGGAGUUGGUAGACAAGGUGCCGGCCAGCGCCGGCAAACAGCAGAGUCAGGCGCAAAGUGGCGGUUGGGUUUCGUUCGAAGUGCGCAAAGUCGUGGCCGACUGGUUCCGAUGGCCCGAAGACAAUCUCGGACUGGUCGUUCACGCCGUCAGUGGCGACCAACACGCACCGCCGCCGCCCACCUUCAACGCCAACGGAGCAGCUGCAGCACCGGCGGCCGCCACGACGCCGACGGCCGCCUCGUCGGCCAGCAGCGGCGCGAGUAAAUCGCUUCCGUUUAUCGUCAACGAUCACGUCAGCGCCGACGGGGCACUGAUGCCUUUCGUUGAAGUGGUGACGACGGACGGACGCAAACAUCGGACGAAACGGACGAUCGGUUUGAAUUGCGACGAAACGUCGUCCGAGACGCGCUGCUGCCGCUACCCGCUGACGGUGGAUUUCGUCGAAUUCGGAUGGGAUUGGAUCAUCGCGCCCAAGAAAUACGAGGCCAAUUAUUGCUCGGGCGAAUGUCCCUACGUCUUUUUGCAGAAAUAUCCGCACACGCACAUCGUGCAACAAGCCAACCCGGCCGGCACGGCUGGACCUUGUUGCGCCCCGCGCAAAAUGUCGCCCAUUUCAAUGCUCUACUUUGACAACGAAUUUAAUAUUAUCCACGGCAAUUUGCCCGGCAUGGUCGUCGAUCGAUGCGGAUGUUCUUAAAUUUCUUCCUUUUUUUUUUUUUUUUUUUUUAAUUAAUUAUUAUUCAUUUUUUUUUUUUUGUUGAGCGUUGUCUUCUUCUUACGUGUGUACAUAGCAACCGAACCUGUUUCUUUUGGACGGUCGGUAGACCCGUUAAACUUUCUUUUUUCUUUUUUUUUUUCCUUUUUUAUAGUAAAAAGAAAAAAAAAGUAAAAAAAAAAAAUAAUAAUUAAAAUAUAUAUAAUUUUGUCGCCAAAGUCGUCGACACCUGCCUCCUCCCAAAAAAAAAUAAAAAAAAAAAAAAAAACUAAUUUCUAUUUUGGGGGUUCGUCUUUGAAACUGGUUCUGCUUUCUGUUCUGUCGUUGGACAAAUGGACACACAUCAGUUGAUGGAUACCGACAUGUUUGGGAUUGGAAACGAAGAAGAAGGAAAGAGAAACCAGUUGCGACACGAGGAUGAAGAGGCCCGGCCAGCAAAACGGUUUUUCUCUCAACGCCAAUAAGGCGCGUCGACAUCGUUCACGUUCAAGACACGAAGAAGACGAACGCUGACAACGAAAGAAACAAAGGCUGAUAACCUUUUCUGCUUUUGUGUAUGCCCAAUUGUUGGCCAGCAGCUUCAGGCAAGGACGUCUGCCUCGUCGUUUGUCCUUUCGUCUUGCUGCGCUUCUCUUUCGCCGGGCUGCAGCCCAACAUCCAGUCGCCGCCCGUCACCUGCGAGACCAAUUUUGCUUACAUAACUGUGUGCGAGUCGCUUCACUAAUGUCGCAUUUUUUUAUAAAAUCAUUUUCAUGUUCUCUCCUUCAACGAAAAAAAAAAAAAAAAAGCAGCGACUUGCUCUUGGCCUAGAAAUAGUCGAGCCGCACAAUUCUCGUUUGUUUUUUUAUGUUGUUGUACGUUUCCCCAAAUUCAUUUGCGUCUGCUGUUCGUUUCCGGGUUGCCAUAAUGCGGAUGUGAUAACAAGACUGUGACAUGUUCAUCUAUGAUGUAACUGAAAAAACAAAAAAAAACAAAACAAAAAAACUAAACAAAAAGCUAAAAACUAAAAGGUUAAAAGGAGUUUGAGAAGGCACAAGAACAGGAAAGAGAAAACCAAGUUUGUAUCGUGCGUGUGUGCAUCGUCAACUGGGCGUCUCCAUCGAAUGACGUCAUCACCGCUUCUUAUCGUCGGCAGCCUUGCGAAAGAGAUGACCAACACAAUCCAUUUGUCGUCAUAGAAAAAAGACGCGCCUUGUUUGAACUGCAUUGUGAUACCCAGUUAUUGAUUGAUACGUAAUUUGUCAGCAUAUGAUCAUCCCAAUGUUUUAUUGUUUCUCUCGUUUCCUCUUCGCAUCAACGUUCACCGUUAUUAUAAAUAGAUAAUUUUGUUUGUUUUUUUUUCCGUGAAAUUGUAACACACAUUUCCCGUGUUUUGAUCGACACUUUCAAAUGACCCAAAAACAAUUUUUUUUCUUUUUUGUUUGAAAUAUCGGUGCACUCACGUUUUUGUUCGUUGUUUGUUUCGCCUUAGACGCGCGACUCAAUUUCGAUGACGCGCACGUCCAUGAAACGUGUCAAUGAGCUACUUGUCUGCUUCGUUCUGUCUAUGUGUGCCAAUGCCAUUGAAAUUGCCAAUUUUUUGUUGCCGACUGACGAGCAAAAAAAUGAAAGUAGAUUGCAGAAAA
Messenger RNA from Daphnia magna, 4185 nucleotides. It is a transcript of the gene myo, whose product is annotated as growth/differentiation factor 8. Gene Ontology annotation, biological process: SMAD protein signal transduction. Lineage: Eukaryota; Metazoa; Arthropoda; Branchiopoda; Diplostraca; Daphniidae. The record is from RefSeq and is a predicted model, not a curated record. The coding region runs from base 791 to 2542 and encodes 583 amino acids. The transcript has 5 exons. Gene Ontology annotation, molecular function: cytokine activity; growth factor activity. Gene Ontology annotation, cellular component: extracellular region.